AACACCUUCUGGCCUCGUGGAUUUGGAUGACUAAUGGUCUUCUUUAGGAGUUUGUAUGUCUUGCUUCAUUUCCUCUUCUGAAUUCAGCUGAAAGAGCAAAGCACCUCUGCCACAGAGAGAGGGGGUGAUUGCCUUGUGUCUGUCCUGAGCCCCUCUUACAAAUAUUGUCAAUGCACUUGCCCUCAGCUGGGCUCUCCUGAAAAAGGCAUGGAUAAGAACACAGAUGAGGAGCAGCCUUCAACUUCCUGUAACCAGUACCCCAAGGAAGCAGUGAAGAGACGGCAGAACUCGGGUCGAGCUUCUGGGGCCAGUGAUCUUUCCAGGACCUUCAGAAAAAGCUUCAGGCUGGACUACAGGUUAGAAGAGGAUGUCACUAAAUCAAAGAGGGGCAAAGAUGGGAGAUUUGUCAACCCGUGGCCAACAUGGAAAUCACCAACCUUACCCAACAUUUUGAAAUGGUCCUUCAUGGAAAAAAAUAACAGCAAUGUGCCACGCUCAAAGCAGGAACUCGACAAAGAACUCCCAGUGUUACAGCCUUACUUUGUUCGAAGCCCAGAAGAUGCUGGGCAGACAGGAGCUGGAAUGCGGGUCACGUGGCUGGGACACGCCACCGUUCUGGUGGAAAUGGAUGAACUGGUGUUUCUCACGGACCCAAUCUUCAGCCAGAGAGCUUCCCCCAUUCAGCUCCUGGGCCCCAAGCGCUUCCGAGGCCCUCCGUGCACGGUGGCGCAGCUGCCCAGGAUAGACGCGGUGCUGAUCAGCCACACCCACUACGAUCACCUGGACUACAACAGCGUGGCCGGCCUCAACGAGCGCUUCGGCAGCGAGCUGCGCUGGUUCGUGCCCCUGGGGCUCCUGCCCUGGAUGCAGAGGUGCGGCUGCGAGAAUGUCAUCGAGCUGGAUUGGUGGGAGGAGAACUGUGUCCCUGGUCACGACGCGGUCACUUUUGUCUUCACUCCUUCCCAGCAUUGGUGCAAAAGGACUGUGACAGAUGAUAACAAGGUUCUCUGGGGCAGCUGGUCUGUCUUGGGACCUUGGAACAGGUUUUUCUUCGCAGGAGAUACUGGAUAUUGUUUUGCUUUUGAACAAAUAGGUAAAAGGUUUGGACCUUUUGAUCUUGCAGCCAUCCCCAUUGGAGCUUAUGAGCCAAGGUGGUUUAUGAAAUACCAGCAUGUGGAUCCUGAAGAAGCAGUAAGAAUCCAUAUUGAUGUUCAAGCAAAGAAGUCUGUAGCAAUUCAUUGGGGGACCUUUGCUUUAGCAAAUGAGUAUUACUUGGAUCCUCCAGUUAAAUUGAAUGAAGCUCUUGAAAGAUAUGGCUUGAAAAAAGAUGACUUCUUUGUCUUACGCCAUGGAGAGUCACGGAAUUUGAAUACAAAUGACCGGUUUGAAAACUGAAACAGUGUCAGUCCUUGUAAGCCCUGCUUGAUUUGAACUAAUGGAACAAUACUAACAGAAUGUACACAAUAGAUUUUUGAGAUUGAAUUGGAUUUCUAAAUGCCAGGUUUCUCCGUUUCAGAACUAAAGCUUGCAUACCAAUUUCAUGACAAACUUUAUUAGUUAUUUGUUUAUAAAUUUAGAGAGGUGAUCCAAAAGUGAUUUCUAUAUUACGUGUUGUCUGGGAAUAACUUGCUCUGAUGUACACCACUGAUAAAAAAUUUAUUUUUAAACUCUUCAUUUCACCUGCUGCAGCAAUAAUAACUUCAGCACAGAAUAUAUUCUUAGGAUUAAUGGCUGACUUGAAUUAUUCAUUGUUAGACUGUCCUCUCCCACUUGUUAGUCUUCAGGUUAUGCCCUGUACCUUGAUGUACAAGCUUCAUACAGCUUCACUGUAUGUUUUGUGGGGUGAAGUCUUCCAAUACAGCUGUGUUGUUUAAGCACAAGCAUGGUAAAAUUGUUUCACUCUUCAUUUUCAUGUCCUAAUGAACCACAAAAGCUGAAUUUUACAUCAAAGAAAUGUGCCUUUUAAAGAAAGAGAUAAUUUAAUAUUGCAUCACAGAUGUGUAAAACUAACUGCUGGCCAGAAUACCUGCACACUUCUAUUGUUUUGUCUAUGUUUUUAUGUUAGGUCUGAAUGUGUCAUUUGCAACACAUGAAGUGGAAAAACCUCUUGAUGUCGCUUGUCCUUGCAUUAACUCUGCCUUUUUCUAAGUACCUUUUUUUUUCUCCCCAGUAGAAAAUCUUAAGCAAGGGCUGUGGUAUUUUUUCUAAUAGCUUCCCUAUAAUUUUAAAGUUGAAUGAGAUUACAACAUUGUUCAGUGUUAUAAAACUUGGCCAAAUGUGUCUGUAUCAAAUUGUCUUGCUCAUUUACAGAAUUAAAGCCUAUUGUUGCCAAUAAAAAGGGUUGUUAUUCUCCUUCAUAAUUUCA
Messenger RNA from Zonotrichia albicollis (white-throated sparrow), 2365 nucleotides. The record is from RefSeq and is a predicted model, not a curated record. Lineage: Eukaryota; Metazoa; Chordata; Aves; Passeriformes; Passerellidae.